Molecule: messenger RNA, 2177 nt
Organism: Zea mays
Lineage: Eukaryota; Viridiplantae; Streptophyta; Magnoliopsida; Poales; Poaceae
Product: arogenate dehydratase/prephenate dehydratase 6, chloroplastic
Exons: 1
Coding region: 198-1841 (547 amino acids)
Biological process (GO): L-phenylalanine biosynthetic process
Cellular component (GO): cytoplasm; chloroplast
Molecular function (GO): prephenate dehydratase activity; arogenate dehydratase activity
Source: RefSeq, a predicted model, not a curated record
CAAUCAAAACAAUAAUAUCCAUUUUGAGAUGAGGGAAAAUAAAGCGCCUAUAAGAUAGACAAAUAAGCUUGAGAGCUGUAGCAGCUCCGUGCACCAGGAAGCGAUGGCCGGUGGCUGCUCCUAUAGCCCGCGGCGAAGACGGAGGCCAGGCCACAAGGCUUUUGCUGGAUGGCUUCGAGCACGGGCCGUUGGUAGAGAUGGAGGAGUGUUUGAUCACUCCACGGCGAGUCGGCGACGAUGUUUUGCUUUGCCAUCUGCCGUAUCCAUCCAUCCGUCCGUCGCGUCGCCGCGCAGGCAGAGAAGUGAACACACACGGCACCUGCCCCGUAAAAACCACCCCGCGCCGCGCAACGCAUCGGCACGAGGCUGCCUCCGGCUCCGCUCCGCUCCCCCUCCCACUCCCCCACCUAACCCCUCCCACCUACCUAACAAACCAGACGUCCAGACCAGACCAGAGCUGGCGGUGUGAGAAAAAAAAGCAGCCACCACGACCCGGGAAGGGAACACGGCCACACGGGGCGGGGGGGACCAAACCGCCGGGCCAAUCCAAUCCAAUCCACGCGCCCGUCUCCAUGGACGCCGCAGCUUUGCUCGACGCCUUCUCCGCCGCGCCGCGCCACCAGCUCCGCCCGGCAGCCUGGUGCAGAUCCACGCGCUUCGCGUCCCAGGCGUGCCGCGCCACCGCCCCAUUCGCCCGCGCCGACUGGCAGGCCGCCUGCGCCAUCCUCGCCAGCAACAGCACGGGCGGCGCCGGCCACGAUGCCAGCAGCAACAACAACGCGCAGCCAGCGCCGCGGGUCAACGGCCAGAAGCCCCCGCCAGCCCUGGAGGCGACGCCGACGCCGGACGAGCUGGAUCUGGUGCCCGUGUCCAACCUCCCCCGCCCGCUCAGCAUCAGCGACCUGUCCCCGGCGCCCAUGCACGGGUCGCAGCUCCGCGUGGCGUACCAGGGCGUCCCGGGCGCCUACAGCGAGGCGGCCGCCGCCAAGGCCUACCCAGGCUGCGACGCCAUCCCCUGCGACCAGUUCGAGGUGGCCUUUCAGGCCGUCGAGCUCUGGAUCGCCGACCGCGCCGUGCUCCCCGUGGAGAACUCCCUCGGCGGCAGCAUCCACCGCAACUACGACCUCCUCCUCCGGCACCGCCUCCACAUCGUCGGGGAGGUCCAGCUCCCCGUCCACCACUGCCUCCUCGCGCUCCCCGGGGUGCGACGGGAGCUGCUCACCCGGGUCAUCUCCCACCCGCAGGCGCUGGCGCAGUGCGAGCUGACGCUCAACGCCAUGGGCCUCAACGUGGCCCGCGAGGCCUUCGACGACACCGCGGGCGCCGCCGAGCACAUCGCCGCGGGGGGCCUCCGGGACACCGCCGCCAUCGCGUCCGCGCGCGCCGCCGAGCUCUACGGCCUCCAGGUCCUCGCCGCCGGCAUCCAGGACGACGCCGGCAACGUCACCCGCUUCGUCAUGCUGGCGCGGGAGCCCAUCAUCCCGCGCACCGACCGGCCGUUCAAGACCAGCAUCGUGUUCGCGCACGACACCGACGGCACCUCCGUCCUCUUCAAGGUGCUCUCCGCCUUCGCCUUCCGCGACAUCUCCCUCACCAAGAUCGAGAGCCGCCCGCACCGCCACCGCCCCAUCCGCCUCGUCGACGACGCCAACGUCGGCACCGCCAAGCACUUCGAGUACAUGUUCUACAUCGACUUCCAGGCGUCCAUGGCCGACGUCCGCGCGCAGAACGCGCUCGCGGAGAUCCAGGAGUUCACCUCCUUCCUCAGGGUGCUCGGGAGCUACCCCAUGGACAUGACGCCGUGGGACGCCGCGCUCUCCUCUCGCGCCAGCCAGUACUAGUGAUUGGGCGUAGAGCCAAUUCAUUGCUUUUUAAUCAGUCAGUCAUCACAAGAAACGUUGCUUUGGUUCUUUUUAUACACUUCUCUCUCCUGCAUGCUUUUUCUUUGCUUCGAAUUCGGUGACCAAACUCGCAGAAGGGGCUCCUGUUUAAUACGUAUGGUAAGUACAGUGUAUUCUUUCUUCUUUACAAACCUACUCUCUACCUUGCAGCAACAAUCAAGUGAACCAAUCCAAACCAUCACUUCUAUUUUUUUGCAACAAACAAGCAUUGCUGCCUGAAUCUGUAUGAGCAGCACCCAAAAAUGAUCCAUGGCCAUGGAAGGAGCUUGGUGUUUC